Molecule: messenger RNA, 3810 nt
Organism: Gymnogyps californianus (California condor)
Lineage: Eukaryota; Metazoa; Chordata; Aves; Accipitriformes; Cathartidae
Gene: FZD1
Product: frizzled class receptor 1
Exons: 2
Coding region: 223-2013 (596 amino acids)
Biological process (GO): canonical Wnt signaling pathway; non-canonical Wnt signaling pathway
Cellular component (GO): plasma membrane
Molecular function (GO): Wnt receptor activity; Wnt-protein binding
Source: RefSeq, a predicted model, not a curated record
GCGGCGGCGGCGGCGGCGGAGGCGGCGGCGGUAGUCGGAGGCGCGGCGGGCGCUGCCGCCGGUGCGGGCAGAGCUGCGCGCCGCGGCCGCGCGAGUGGCGGCCGGGGCUGCCCCGUCCCUGCCCGCCGCUCCCUUCAUGAGUCGCAAGUUCGGGCCGGGAGGAGCAGCGGCGGCGGCAGCGGGGCGGCGGGAGCCCGGCUGGGCAGGCGGCACCGACUGAGCAUGGCCGAGCGGCGCGGGCCGGCGGCGAGCGGCGGCGAGGAAGUUGGCGGCGGGCGGCGGGCGGGCGGCGGCCGGUGCCCGCGGCUGCCGCCGUCGCCGCCGCUGCCGCUGCUGCUGCUGCUGUGGGCGGCGGCGCUGCCGGCCGGGGGCCAGCCGCCGGCGCCGCAGUACAACGGCGAGCGGGGCAUCUCCAUCCCGGACCACGGCUACUGCCAGCCCAUCUCCAUCCCGCUCUGCACCGACAUCGCCUACAACCAGACCAUCAUGCCCAACCUGCUGGGCCACACCAACCAGGAGGACGCGGGGCUGGAGGUGCACCAGUUCUACCCGCUGGUGAAGGUGCAGUGCUCGGCCGAGCUCAAGUUCUUCCUCUGCUCCAUGUACGCCCCGGUGUGCACCGUGCUGGAGCAGGCCCUGCCGCCCUGCCGCUCCCUCUGCGAGCGGGCCCGCCAGGGCUGCGAGGCCCUCAUGAACAAGUUCGGCUUCCAGUGGCCCGACACGCUGCGCUGCGAGAAGUUCCCGGUGCACGGGGCCGGCGAGCUCUGCGUGGGGCAAAACGCCUCCGAGCGCGGCACCCCCACGCCCGCCCUGCGCCCCGAGAGCUGGACCAGCAACCCCCACCGCGGGGGCACCGGCGGCGGCCCCGGGGGCUCGGGGCCUGGCGAGCCCCGCGGGCGCUUCUCCUGCCCGCGGGCGCUGAAGGUGCCCUCCUACCUGAACUACCGCUUCCUGGGGGAGAAGGACUGCGGGGCGCCCUGUGAGCCCGGCCGCCUCUACGGGCUCAUGUACUUCGGGCCCGAGGAGCUGCGCUUCUCCCGCACCUGGAUCGGCAUCUGGUCGGUGCUCUGCUGCGCCUCCACCCUCUUCACCGUCCUCACCUACCUGGUGGACAUGAAGCGGUUCAGCUACCCCGAGCGGCCCAUCAUCUUCCUCUCAGGCUGCUACACGGCGGUCGCCGUGGCCUACAUCGCCGGCUUCCUCCUGGAGGAGAGAGUGGUCUGCAACGAGCGCUUCGCCGAGGACGGCUCCCGCACUGUGGCGCAGGGCACGAAGCGGGAGGGCUGCACCAUCCUCUUCAUGAUGCUCUACUUCUUCGGCAUGGCCAGCUCCAUCUGGUGGGUCAUCCUCUCCCUCACCUGGUUCCUUGCUGCCGGCAUGAAGUGGGGCCACGAGGCCAUCGAGGCCAACUCCCAGUACUUCCACCUGGCCGCCUGGGCUGUGCCGGCCAUCAAGACCAUCACCAUCCUGGCCCUGGGGCAGGUGGACGGGGACGUCCUCAGCGGCGUCUGCUUUGUGGGCAUCAACAACGUGGACGCUCUGCGGGGCUUCGUGCUGGCCCCCUUGUUCGUCUACCUGUUCAUCGGCACCUCCUUCCUGCUGGCCGGCUUCGUGUCCCUCUUCAGGAUCCGGACCAUCAUGAAGCACGAUGGCACCAAGACAGAAAAGCUGGAGAAGCUCAUGGUGAGGAUAGGCAUCUUCAGCGUCCUCUACACGGUGCCGGCCACCAUUGUCAUUGCCUGCUAUUUUUACGAGCAAGCUUUUAGGGAACAGUGGGAGAGGAGCUGGGUCACGCAGAGCUGUAAGAGCUACGCCAUCCCCUGCCCCAACAACCACAGCAGCCACCACCCGCCCAUGAGCCCCGACUUCACCGUCUUCAUGAUCAAGUAUCUCAUGACCUUAAUCGUGGGCAUCACCUCGGGCUUCUGGAUCUGGUCUGGGAAAACCCUGAACUCCUGGAGGAAGUUUUACACCAGGCUCACCAACAGCAAGCAGGGCGAGACCACGGUCUGAAACCCCUGCCCGCCGGGCCAGGGGGAUGGCAGGCGGCCGAAGGACCGGGGCUCUGCCUUGGGAAGCAGCUCCUUAUCCAGCCUGGGCAAACUUUGGGGACUGCAAGUCGCUUCCGCAGGCGGCGGGGAGCGGAGGACGAGCCAGGUGGGGACCCCUGCGCCUGGGACCGCCCGGCUCUGCCCUCCCUGCUCUCCCCGCUCCUCUCGGGCUGUCUCCUGUAGGAACUGAACGCACUGUCAGGUUGGGGGAGAGGGAUGUAAAUAGCCUCUGUAAGAUUUUGUUUUGUAAUGGCUUUGCUUGGAGUUUCAGUUGCAUGAGCAGCAGGGCCCGGAGUGAGGCUGCUGCCACUGCCGGGGGCGCCUCCUGACGCGGGCUGGGCCCCGGUCCCCGGUCCCGGCCUGCCAGAGGUAUGUGGCGGUGGAGGUGAGGUGGGCUUGGGGAGGAGCGCCGCUUCCCGCCUCGGCCCCGGCCCCGUGUGGGGGAGGACGGACCCCUGCCUGGCCCCGUACCGGAGAGGACAGACAGCCGCCCGGCCGCGGCGCAGGGACGGCGCUUCACCUCGCCUCGGCCGGCCGCUGCGGAGCCGAGCCCCGCGGAGCCAGGCGGGACCCGCCAGACCCUUUUGCGGGGGGUAGAAAAACAUCCAGCCCUGGCCGUAGGUGUGCCUGGCCUUUCUCUGGAGGGAGAGCCUCUCCGCAGUGCCCGGGGCUAGGGGGAUUGGCUGCCGGCUGCCCUCUUCCAAUUUUAUAAGGUUUAUUUAAAUGCACCACGUAGUUCAAGAGGAGUCGGCCUGUUUUGUUGUAGGACUUGAGGUUUAACACCGUCUGCACCUGUAGCACGUCCGAUGGCUUAUGAGGUGGAUGCGGACAUAGAUACACCAAACUUCCCUCUUGUGUUUUGUUUUUUUAAGCCCACUUUUCCCGUCGUAAGGUCUGAGCGGGGGCCGGCGGCGGCGCCCCCCGAGGUCACCCUGCGGGUGCUCCCGCCGCCGCCUGCCCCGGUCCCCUCCCUGCCGGGCUGCUGUUGGCUGGGGUUAGCAGGAUCAGGAAAUACGGGCUCGGUGAAAGGAGCUUCAUCGGAAUAAAAUGCAGCAUUCAGAUUUUUUUUUUUUUUUCCUCCUUAAUUAUAUCCAUACGCUGGCUCUUCAUUUGGGAAACAUUGGAGUCAUUGCCAUUCCCCUGAAUUUUAAUUCAUUGACAUUUAAUUCAUGACACAUUAUGAGGGUGUGAUGAUUUUUGCCAGUGGUAAAAACAAAGGAACAGAAAACAGAAAACCAGAAUGUUUAAGCACUCUGGUGGGAUGUGAGACCUUAAAGAGCCUCUGCUGUCUUUUUUCCCUUCUUUUUUUUCGGUACAGUAAUAACAUUGCAUACUGCAAAGAUAAGAUACCAUGUGUGCAGUAUAUCUGCUAUCUUGUAUGCUCCUGGGUGUGUGGGAUUGUGCUUCUUAAUACAAAAAAAAAAAAGGGUUAAAAAUGAAAUUGUAAUUUUCAACAGAUGCAUUUGAAUAUUUAGUCCUCUGUAUGAAAAACAGCAGAAUGCUUCUCUCCUGAUUGUAUUGUUUUAAACUUUUUUUAUAUUACAAAUGCCUGUAUUUAGGUUCAUAAACAUUAUCUAUGGCUACCAUACCCUGAAAUGCAAAAUUAUUUGAAUUUGGUAUGCAUUUAUUUCUGUUCAUUAUCACAAGAUCAUCUAUAUUUAUAGAGGAAUAGAAAUUUAUAUAUAUUAAAUACCAUAUUUUUAAUUUCUCUGAAAUAAAUUGAGGUUUUGUACAAAACUAUCUUGUCCCUUUAUGUAUU